This is a messenger RNA of Malassezia sympodialis ATCC 42132, 1626 nucleotides long. RefSeq lists its product as uncharacterized. Lineage: Eukaryota; Fungi; Basidiomycota; Malasseziomycetes; Malasseziales; Malasseziaceae. Gene Ontology annotation, molecular function: thymidylate synthase activity. The record is from RefSeq and is a predicted model, not a curated record. Gene Ontology annotation, cellular component: mitochondrion; cytosol. Gene Ontology annotation, biological process: dTMP biosynthetic process. The coding region runs from base 1 to 1626 and encodes 541 amino acids. The transcript is spliced from 3 exons.
AUGGCGACGCACAUGCCUAGGCUGGUGAUCAUUCGCCAUGGCGUGACAGAAUGGUCCAAGUCAGGGAGUCAUACUGGACGUACUGAUCUUCCCCUCCUCCCAGAGGGUGCGAUGGAGGCCAAAAUGUUCGGCACCCGUCUUGUGGGACUAUCUCCGGAUGAUGUUGUGCGUCUGCAGAAUGUAGGUCGCAUCAUUCGUAGUCCGCGUCAGCGUUGCGCUCAUACGCUAGAUUAUGUCCUCGGAAUGGAGGAAGAUCGCAAAAGAAUUGGUCUUCCUAAUGUAGAAGUGUGCGACGACGUCCGUGAAUGGGACUACGGAGCAGCCUAUGAGGGCAAAAAGACCAAGGAAAUUCGUGAGUCGUUCAGGUCAGACUGGGACAUUUUCCAACAUGGCACGCCCGACCACCCCACCGACCCCAAUUUGCCUGGUGAAUCCGUGCAGCACAUUAGUGACCGAGCCGACGCGGUAGUCGCGCAGAUCAAGCAAUACCAUCGGCUAGAGAAAAAGGACUUGGUCGUGUUCACUCAUGGGCACUUUAGUAUUGUUCUCGUUGCGCGAUUUUUGAAUUUGCCAGUGCAAAUGGCGCGCUCCUUCCUCAUGUCGACCACGGGUGCUGCCGUGCUUUCGUACCACCACCGGUCCUUCGAAGAGCCUGUGCUGAUUGGCUUCUUCUCGCCCACGAUGCACCCUUCCCCUACCUGUGGUAUCGAUUUUUCACAGCGUUCUGAGGAGUACCAGUACUUGGAGCUUGUGGCCAAUGUCAUUCGAUUCGGUGAGGUUCGUCAAGAUCGGACAGGUACGGGCACCAAGGCGCUUUUCGCCCCACAGAAUCCUCUCAAGUUCACCCUUCGCGACAACACACUUCCCCUUUUGACAACGAAGCGUGUCUUUUACCGUGGCGUGCUGGAAGAGCUGCUGUGGUUCAUUGCCGGGCGCACGGACUCUAAGUGGCUCAGUGAACGAAAUGUACACAUCUGGGAUGGCAAUGGUUCCACCGAAUUUCUGCAGAAGCGCGGACUUGGGCACCGCCGUGAAGGUGACCUGGGUCCAGUGUACGGCUUCCAAUGGCGCCACUUUGGCGCGAAGUAUGUGGAUGCUGAUACCAACUACCAGGGUCAGGGUGUCGAUCAACUCGCCCACGUCAUCGAACAAAUCAAGACGAACCCAACGGACCGGCGCAUUUUACUGAGCGCAUGGAACCCCAUCGAUCUGGACAACAUGGCGCUUCCACCUUGUCAUAUUCUCUGCCAGUUCUUCGUGUCGCUUCCCACGGAGGCAGAGAAGGCACAGGGAGAAAAGCCGCGUCUUUCUUGCCAAAUGUACCAACGUUCGUGUGACCUGGGCCUGGGUGUGCCGUUCAACAUUGCAAGCUACGCUCUGCUGACGCACUUUAUUGCUGCAGUGACAGGUUGCACGGCCGAAGAAUUAACGCUUGUAAUGGGCGACGCCCACGUUUACUUGGAUCAUGUGGAACCAUUGCAGGAGCAGUUACUGCGUGAGCCGCGCACAUUCCCCACGAUCCGCUGGCGCCGCGCAGUAGAAUCCAUUGACGACAUUCGUGCUGACGAUAUCGAACUAGUGGAUUACGCGCCCUAUGGGAAACUAGACAUGCGCAUGAGUGUAUAG